Sphaeramia orbicularis (orbiculate cardinalfish) is the source of this 3396-nucleotide messenger RNA. RefSeq lists its product as uncharacterized. The transcript has 16 exons. The coding region runs from base 25 to 3348 and encodes 1107 amino acids. NCBI's taxonomy places the organism in Eukaryota, Metazoa, Chordata, Actinopteri, Kurtiformes, Apogonidae. The record is from RefSeq and is a predicted model, not a curated record.
ACCUUCAGAUUUAAUGUGGUUGUGAUGAACGGUGGUGGCGGAUGGAGCCGACAUCCUGUUUCGGCAAUAUGUUCAGGUCUGAACUGGAUUCACAGAGAGAUCACGUGUGAGGAGGAUUACAUGGAGGUGAAUGUGGACAGAGAGUCUACCUGUGGAGGACAGGUGUGGCGAUCGGCCUUAUCGAAGGUUCAGCAGAAAGCGAGCUCCAUCUAUCAGCUGAUGUUCUUGCAGUCUGAUGGUCAGGUGAACUUGGUGUCCAUCGACGAGGCUGAAAAACAAGGCUACAGCCUGAGCUCCUCAGCAAACAGGGUGGUUCUACGAUCUCAGCACAGAGGACCACACACCGAGCUGCAAACAGUGGACGGCAUCCCUGUUGAGGUGGUCCGAGUGUCUCUUGUCUUCAGACAGAAGCUGAUGCUGUUGAUGAUCGACUUAUCCAUUGCGUGUACACUCAAUCCGGGUUCCUUUGAUGGUGCCUGGCUGCUCUGGGACAUCCCACAGGUCUUUACCCCUCUGGUUGGUGAAGGAGCUGUGUUUGAGAGUCGUAGCUUCAGUGUAGGGGUGGAAGGUGUCCUGCUGGAUGAGUCCACCGCCACUGCCAGAGGGUUCAACCUGGUCCAACAAGGAGACCUGGUCCGGAUUGCAGUUCCUUUUGGGGCAGAGGGCGGACACAGGAAGAGCCUGGUGGUGAACAACAUGUACAAAGAGACAUACAUGAUCUUCCUGCAGUAUGAACAUGUGUUCUCACUGCACUUCAAAGACAGCAGCAGCGUUGAUACCAGACAUCGAAUGUACAGAGCGAUUGAAACACCACUGAUCUGUAGACCAGUAUUCACCAUAGACAAGACGCUCAGUGAGGACCAGAUGUUCAGUGUCUACCUUGGGAAUGUUCCUGCAGAUGUGGUUUUAGAUGAGGUCUGGAUUAACGGUAAGCCACUGCAGGCAUUAGCAAGCAGCAAGCGCAGUCUCAAUCCAGUCAUUCACGUUAACGGCAGCCGAGGCUUUGAACUCAGGGUUCCCUUUGAGGACAACGCUGUGCAGAGAAUGUACCUGGGUGAAGGUGUGGCGUUGUACUCCAUAGAGGUGAACUUUACUUUGACCAUCAUGCCUCAGAGAGACUCGUACUUCCAUCACACGUUCAUCACUGCACACGUCCACAAUGCAUUUCCUCCAGAAAUCACUGCUCAGUGUUGGGAUGGUGGCAUCUCAUUCCUGAUUGUCUCGCCACUCCGGGGGCAAAGUCUCUGGGAAGUCGGUGUUGGUCUUGAGCCUCUGACAUCACAGUUAGCGGCCCAGAGAGGGUACAGCCUCCACAGCGAUGGACAUCGAACCAUUCUGGAUGUCCCUGUGCUCUCCAUUGGAUACACCUACGAGGACAUAAACCUGUAUCACUUUUAUGGGACAUUUGAACUUGUUCUCAGAGACUCCAAAUCUCUGGAGGUUAAGGCGUCCACUUCAAAACGCUGCCCCUUUAAAACCCAGGACAUGAUCGUGUGCUCUGCAGAUGGGACCAUGACAGCGGUGACCACACUGGCCUCCACCUGGCCCACAGUGCAUCCCGGCAGAACCAGACUGCUGGACACCACCUGUGGACCCAAACAGACUGAUGGAGCCCGGGUCCUAUUCCAGUUCAAAGUGGACACUUGUGGGACCAGAUCCAUGGUCGGGGAAUCGUAUGUGGUUUAUGAGAAUGAGAUCAUCAGUGACCGACAGCUGGUUGCAGACGGACCAAACUUCAUCUCCAGGGAUUCCAAGUUCAGGCUGACGAUGAGAUGUUUCUACCCACUCAGUACAGUUAACAGACUGUCUAUAGACCGGAUCGUCACAUCAGACACUCCUGGAUUCGGUUCUGUCCAAGCCUUCGAGGGCCUUAAAGAUCCAUCAGAUAAACGUCCUACAGCUGAAUGUUCACAUGGGGGUUCUGGUCAGACCAUUAGGAACCUAAUCAAUCCAGUCCAUCAGGAUCCCGAGACUGGACUCAGACCUCAGACCAAACUUGGACCAAUUCAUUUCACCACAGUUCCAGGAGAUCACGAACUGCUAUCUUCCCAAACCUCAGACUUCUAUCCGACCAUCAGAGCCCAACCAGACCCUCAGCAAGUCUCAACUCGCCCAGACCCUGUGAUGUCUCAGAAUGAAGACAAACUUGUAUUUAGAUCUCCAAUUGAGCACCACCUUCCUGGUCCUCCUCCCAGAUACAACCAGGUCUCAAACAUCAAGACACCAAACUUCAGCUCUGUAGACGGACUCAAGGACCUGGCCUCUGGCUUGAGUGCUUCAGGCAGGAUUCCUGAUGGUACAGGUCCAGAAGAGGUCCAGACUCUGCAGGGGUUGAGCAGUUUAGGGAGUAAUGUUUGGCAGUCUGGACAGAGUAAUGUUAAACAAAGUGGUCCACCAAAUAGAAACACUCAGAGCCCGAGUCAGGAACUAGAGGCCAGGCUGGCUCUGAGUCUUUACGGGUUGUCAGUAGGUCAAAUGGAAAUGCCCCAGGGCUUGUAUCAACCUGAAACAUCUGCACUUUACCCAGUCCUUCCACCAUCUGAUCAUUACAGUCUGGAUCACACCAAGACCAUCACACCACACAUGAUGCGAGACAAGAAGGACAGUCCUGAUGUCACAGAAGAAACUACAUCAAAAACCACCAACUCUGAUUCACAUGGAGAUGCACCAGAGUCUGUUAGGAAAGACCUGAACUCUAACAGCCAGCAUAAAAACUUGGAAAGGACAGGGUCCAUCAACAGCACCAUUAAGACAAAUCAGCAAGGGCUACAGAACAGACAAGGUCUAAGCAUCAGAGUUAAACCCCCUAGCAAGUUUAGGUCUUUAGGUAGACACCAUGUGAACUGGAACCCACACAGUCUCAGUCCAACUCAGUACAAGACUGGUCCCACAAUGGCAAUCUGGACAUCCCAACAGCCAUCAGACCACAUAGGACAGGAACAUGACCUAGACAGGUCAGGUCUGCCUACACUGAUGGAGGAUCACACAGAACCACAAGAGUCAACAGGGGUCCUGAUCCAGAAACUGGUCAGGCCCAGCCCUCAGCCUGAAAGAGGGCAGGAAAGAAAUGUCCAGCAAACAGUAUCUCACAUCAGAGUCAGACCUGCUCCUAGUUUCCUAGGGCGACAAAUCCCUGACUGGCCCAGACACCUGAACCAGCAGAACCUUGAUCAGGUGACUGCAGUGAAAACCAGCCGGACAUCCAAGCUCAGCUCCAAUGUUCUGAUGCCUCAAAUGGCUCUAGGUGAUACAGGGUCAGGUGUGCAGUCCGUGACAAGGUCUGACUCUGGUGAACUGCAUCUAACCAGUGCUCACAACGGCAUCAGGAGAGGUGAACAGAGCAGCUGACAACACAACCCGCUGUGAUUUGAUCAAUAAAGCUUCAGUUUGUCUGCA